Messenger RNA from Paecilomyces variotii, 930 nucleotides. RefSeq lists its product as hypothetical. Gene Ontology annotation, molecular function: protein binding. The record is from RefSeq and is a predicted model, not a curated record. The transcript is spliced from 2 exons. NCBI's taxonomy places the organism in Eukaryota, Fungi, Ascomycota, Eurotiomycetes, Eurotiales, Thermoascaceae. Bases 1 to 930 code for a protein of 309 amino acids.
AUGAGCUCAACAGACCAUAACACUUUCCUCGAACUUCUCCCAACCGAAAUCCUGUACGAUAUCCGCGACCUGCUCCAAAUCCCAGAUCUCAAACAACUCUCAUGCGUCAGUAAAAAGCUCAGACAAAUAUGCCUACCUCUUCUCUUCCACGAGGUUGAAUUUCGAUUCUCAAAACCUGGAUUCGAUGAACUCCGCAGCUUCAUCGAGUCCGAAGUUCGUCACUAUACCGUCUCCUUCAUCUAUGUGGCUCCGCAAUUGUUAAGACCGGAAAUCUUGGAUUUCGAAUGUUAUUCGUCGAAUCUAUUCACGUUUCAAACUCAUCGAUAUGUCGAAGAGGCGAAAGAAUUGUAUGAUUUGAAAUAUCAUGAUGGCGAAUGUCCUUCUUAUAUGGUCAUAUAUGACCGUCUACAGAAGAUCUGUGAAGAGCAACGCGGGAUCAUCAACACCGAUACAGACCUAGCCGUCUUAUCCUCUGCUUUACAGAAGCUUCCGAAACUAGCAGAACUGAGAGUGGACUUCUGUCGGCCCGUGGAAAAGGGAGAUUGGCUACAGUCGUAUCUGGAUUUGGACAUGACACUGGGAGAAAAGAGUUACGAACAUCACCUCAAUGUCGUAUCGAAGGCUGUCUGGAUCGCUAAUGGGAGCGGUGUCCCUCUACGCACAGUCUGCUUAUCGCAAUUGCAGCUGCCAUAUCACGACGGACGGAAAGAAGAACAAUAUCCCGGUCCUUUUUUGGAGACAUUGAGAGAGUUACUGGACCGUAUUGAGAACUUGCGCUUGGAUCGAUGUAAUUUUCUUUUGGGGUUUUCUCGAGCUGGACUGGAUCUACGUCGUAUCGAUAUGAAUUGUCCGACAGAUGAGAAUGUUUCUCUAUCCUACGGUGGUCGGCAAGUCAACGUGAAUUUGAUUCAAGGGAAAACGCUAGAUUGA